This is a messenger RNA of Rotaria sordida, 465 nucleotides long. The record is from the annotation of a GenBank genome assembly. NCBI's taxonomy places the organism in Eukaryota, Metazoa, Rotifera, Eurotatoria, Philodinida, Philodinidae.
AUGAUUACAGAUCAUCAAUCAUAUAAGAAUGCAGAAAAGAUUUGCUUCUGUGUUAACAACUUCAUCUUUGCAGUCGUAUUCGUAUUAUUGGCUAAUUCUGAUUAUUCUAUUGUCGAGCUGUACGUAGUCUUCUCUACAAAUAUUACCAUGGUUUCAAUGUCAACUUUAAUCAAAUGCAUUAUAGUAUUGACACUUUUCAUUUUUUGUCAAAUUCAUUCGGCAAAAAAGGUUGAUAACAAUUAUGAAUUGAAUGAUAUUGAUCUUGGUGAUGAUCUUUAUGAAACAUUACCUAUUCAACAUCAUCGACUUCUUCAUCAUCAAGAUUUUCGACGAGCUUCAUUACGUUAUCAUCCUCAUGUUUUAUAUAAAAAAGCCAGUCUUCGACCAAUUAUUGGUCACAAUGACAAAAUUACAUUUACCAAACGAGAUCGAGUUCGACGUUAUUUAUCAUCAUUGAUCAAUUAA